AUAAUAAGUACCUGAGGGUGUAUUAGUCAAUAAGUUUGUGGUUUCUAACACCAGUCCUAAUAUUUUUUUAAAAAAAAUUUAAAAAAUCAAAAUGGAGAAAACAAGAAAUGAAAAAUAUGUUUAGUUUCUGUCUUCUGGGUCGUUGUUGUGAAGAGAAAGAGUAAGCCCAUUUACCCUUUUAAUUUGUUUAAGAUUUAUCCAUUAUAGCCCACUUAGACUAAAAACUAAAAGCGGCGAAAACCGACAUAUGGCAUCUCGAUUCGCGGCAGUUGCAAUUUGUUAAGUAUUUCCAUCUAAUUUUUUGGGUAGAUUUUCAGAAGAUCGAAUUCCCAUUUCCGUUUUUCCGAAAUCUUGCAAAAAUCUCCCCAAUUUCUGGUCCCAUUUUCGUUUACCUAGAAAAAUUCUGAUCAAAAAUGGCCACCAUCAACCGCCUUCUUGGCCCGCCGGAACUCUAUCAGGGAUCAUCACCACCUCUUCUCGCCGCCGCCAGCGGAGAAACCAUCAUCCCCGCCACUGAAAAGCCCAAUUUAGACGAUGUGAUUUCCAUGCUGAAAACCCAAUUAGAGAUUGAAAUCGCCAAGUUGAAAAGCCAAGCAUCCACACUCGAUGUCGACGACGACGACGACUCCGAUGGAGGUAAUCAUCAUCAACAUCCCUUUAUGGGUCUGACUGAGAAUUUGUCGGCGACGUUUCUAUCCUCCGGUAACCCUUGUUUGGAUUUCUUUUUUCAUGUUGUCCCUAAUACACCCCGUGAGGAUCUUGUUAGACGGUUGGAAUUAGCCUGGGCUCAUGACCCUUUGAUGGCUUUGAAAUUGAUUUGUAAUCUCAGAGGGGUUAGGGGAACUGGGAAGUCUGAUAAGGAAGGGUUUUAUGCGGCUGCGUUUUGGCUCUACUGUUUUCACCCUAAGACUUUGGCUUGUAACGUGAAGGCGAUUGCUGAAUUUGGUUACUUCAAGGAUUUUCUUGAAAUCCUGUAUAGGAUUCUGGAAGGGCCUUUAAUUAGGGUGACUGAGAAAGAGGCUAGGAAGACUGAGAGAGAGGAGAAGUUUAGGAAAUUUAUUACAAAUUUGGAAGAACAGGAGGAGUUUACUGAAUGGGUUUUUCAUGGGAGGAGAGGGAGAGGUAGGAGGAACAGGGGAAGGGGAAAUGAUGAAGCUGAAAGUGGGAAGAAAAGGGACAAAGUUGUGAAGGAUUUGGAGGAGAUUCAGAAACGUAACAGAGAGGAGAAAGAAAAGGCCAGGGCUAUGAGGAAAGAAAGGGAAUUGAACAAAGCGAAAAAGGCUUUGGAGAAGUACAAUGGUGAUGGGAAUUACAGGUUGCUGCAUGAUGGAAUUUCUGACUUCUUUGCUGAACUUUUGAAGGCUGAUCUUGAAAAAUUGAGUGCAGAAAAGAAUAACGAGAUUAGUUUGGCUGCAAAGUGGUGCCCCACUGUUGAUUCUUCCUAUGAUAAGGCCACUCUGAUAUGUGAAAGCAUUGCAAGAAAAUUGUUCCCUAAGGAGAAGUAUUCGGAGUAUGAGGGAGUUGAGGAGAGUCAUUAUGUUUAUAAGGUUCGAGAUAGAUUGAGGAAGGAAGUGCUUGUGCCUUUGCAUAAGGCAUUGGAAUUGCCUGAGGUGUAUAUGAGUGCUAACCAAUGGAAUUCACUGCCAUAUAAGAGGGUUGCCUCCGUUGCUAUGAAGACUUACAAGGAACUGUUUAAGAAGCAUGAUGAAGAGAGGUUUGCUAAGUAUCUUGAGGAUGUCAAGAGUGGGAAGGCAAAAAUUGCUGCUGGGGCUUUGCUUCCACACGAGAUCAUUAAGUCGUUGGAGGAUAGUGAUGGUGGAGAAGUGGCUGAGCUUCAAUGGAAGAGAAUGGUCGAGGACAUGGUUGCGAAAGGGAAAUUGAGUUACUGCAUUGCAGUUUGUGAUGUGUCGGGGAGUAUGUCUGGGAUUCCGAUGGAGGUUUCUGUUGCUCUUGGGGUAUUGGUCUCUGAACUGAGUGAGGAGCCAUGGAAGGGGAAAUUGAUCACAUUUAGUGAGAAUCCUGAGCUUCAAAAGGUUGAAGGUGAAACCCUCUUGGAAAAAACACAGUUUGUGAGAGAUAUGGCCUGGGGUAUGAGCACUAAUUUCCAGGGAGUCUUUGACAGGAUUUUGGAAGUUGCCACCAAAGCAAAUCUAAAGGAAGAACAGUUGAUCAAGAGGGUGUUUGUAUUCAGUGACAUGGAGUUCAAUCGAGCAUCUGCAAAUCCUUGGGAGACUGAUUAUCAGGCCAUUCAGAGGAAAUUCAGAGAGAAUGGUUACCAAACAGUGCCGGAAAUCGUGUUUUGGAACCUAAGGGAUUCAAGAUCAACCCCUGUUACGGCUAAUCAGAGUGGUGUGGCACUAGUGAGUGGCUUUUCGAAGAAUCUGCUGACCAUGUUCUUGGAUGGUGACGGCAUUGUGAACCCUGCGGAGGUCAUGGAGCUUGCUAUUGCUGGUGAAGAGUACAAAAAGCUAGCAGUUUGUGACUGACUUUUGUAUAUGUUUUUUAGUGGCUUUGGCUUUGCUUUGCAGCAACCUGAUGGUUAAAUGGUUGCUUCUGUUUAAUGCAAUCAUAUUGCGUAGAUGUAUAAUACAGAUGAAUAUGGAACUGCUACAACUAGUUUUAUGGUUUUCAUAGUUGUUAAAGUGACUCUUCCUUUGCUGUCUAAUCUGGUUCUUCCAUUAUCUUUCGAUUUUGUUUCAACUGAAACUAGUCCUUUUUUUUUUUGCCUGAA
Oldenlandia corymbosa var. corymbosa is the source of this 2731-nucleotide messenger RNA. The record is from the annotation of a GenBank genome assembly. NCBI's taxonomy places the organism in Eukaryota, Viridiplantae, Streptophyta, Magnoliopsida, Gentianales, Rubiaceae.